Paramecium octaurelia is the source of this 1150-nucleotide messenger RNA. The record is from the annotation of a GenBank genome assembly. NCBI's taxonomy places the organism in Eukaryota, Ciliophora, Oligohymenophorea, Peniculida, Parameciidae.
AUGAUAAUUUAAUAAUUAUAUUUGAAUUUUUUGGUUAUAAUUUAAUUAUUUAUAAAAUUUGAAUAUAGAAGAUUAGCGAUGGUUUUAAAAAUAUUUAAGUCAUUAUUAGUCAAGAACAGGAACUAAGAAUCAAGUGAUAUUUGACGGAGACAAGAAGAACUCGAUCAGAACUUAUAACGGUAUCAUUUUUGAUUGACCAAUUAGAUAAUGUGAAUAACAGACAAGGAUUCAAAAUAGGUUGGGACAUAGAUUAAACAAGAAAGGAGGAUUAUAAAAUUGCAGGCAAGGUUGGUUAAGACCAGAGAAACAACAAUGCUGCCUAUUAAGGAAAUGUCUAUUAAGCCGAAGUAUUCAAUAAUAAUAUCAGUAAAAAUAAGACGACGAUUAUCUGAAGUAAAUGUACUACCAGGAGAUGCUCAAGAAGCAAGAGUAGGCUGGAGUCUAACACAAACAGCCAGAACAGUAUUAUUAAGAUUCACUCGACCAAUACGGGAAACCACAUGGAUCUUAUAAUUAUAACAACUAAGACAAUCUCAAUCUUGAUUACUAAUAACCAUAACUAUUGUAAUAAUCCAAUAAAUAUGAUCAUUAUCAAUAACCCAAUGAUGAUGAAGCACUCUACUAAAAAGUAUGUCCCUUAGUUCAAUUAUUUAGUAUAAAUAAGGCAACAGUGGCAACAAGGUCUAUUCUGCUAAACCACCAAUUCAACAGUACAACCCAAUCACUGGAAUUGCUUAUGGCGCUUAGAAUACUCAGACUGCUUAUAAUGGAGAUCCCAAUUCAUAUUAGAGAAAUAAUCCAUAUGAAUAACCGCAAUAAGAUGAUGCACUCAGCCAAUUUAGUUAAUGUAUUUGAUACUAUCCUAAUCAAUAGUAUAAUAGCAUAAAAUCGCAUCGAUGAAAAACAAGAAUUCCAACAUUUUCAAUGUCGAUCUCCAAGAGACUGAGAAUAUCAAUAAUGCGCGUUAAAACAGCAGAAUUUUGAAUCGCAAGAAAGAAUUGGAUGAUGCUCAAUACAAAGGUUAUGGUAAGUAAGUAUUGUAACCAUAGGACAAUUCUACAACAAUCCUAUUGAAUAAGCUCCAAGUCAAUACAGGGAAUAGAAGUUUGUCAACAGGAACAAGGUUGACAAUCGCAUAUUUCCAAAAUGA